AUGAUUUCACGUAUUCUUCUUCUUACUGUAUUUUUGUCAUGCACUGUUAUUGCAUAUCAUCGUAAGUUUAUUCAACUUUGAACUUGAAGUUUAGAAAAUAAUAUUGGGAUGAAUCUGUGAUUAAGUCCUUAUUCAGAAUGUUCACAGUUGUUGAAACCUUAAAAUUUCAAAUAUUUGAAACCUUGAGUUUUUGGGUGGUGAAUUACUUACCGUGCUCUGAUGACAUCAUUAUUAAUUCCCAAAAGUAAGACAUAUUUUAAAUCCCCAUAAUUUCUUGGUCAAAAAUAUUGAUAGUAGGAGAAUAAAAGUGGAUUGACAUGUGAAACCUUGUGCUCUACAGUACCUGGGUUGAUAAAUUCUACAUUUCCAAGGUGGAUUAUCCUAUUGUUUUAUUCAGAAUACCGUGAACUUAAAUGUUCAACACCAUCAAAUACAAUUCGUGGUGGACCAGAUCGUGCUGAAUGUCAUUUGGUUUUGAAAGAAGAAGAAUUGGAAACUGGAAGACCUGUUCCAACUGGUCUCGGAUGUUGGACUGUAAGUUAUCUAUCCAAAUUGUUUUUUUGAAGUUCAAAAUUAUUUGAAAUUAUUUGAAAUUAUCAGGAAGAACAUGAUGGACAAGAGCGUGAAUAUUGUGAUCUCGUUUGUCCAAAAUCGCACACAGUCUUCAUUUCAUACAUUGAUCAAGGACAUCGAGCUUGUUUCAACUUUGUCACUUAUCAAAUCGAGAAACGUGGAGAGGAAUCAAUUCUUUGGAGAUCAGGAAAAUGUUUGAACUCGACUGUCAACUACAGAAUUGGAUGCAAAUUUGAUGAUCCAUUCGAUACUCAAUUCAAAUCUGAUAAUGAAAUAUUUGCUCAUCUUCGCGCUCGGGCACGAAGAGUUUAA
Molecule: messenger RNA, 885 nt
Organism: Caenorhabditis angaria
Lineage: Eukaryota; Metazoa; Nematoda; Chromadorea; Rhabditida; Rhabditidae
Source: the annotation of a GenBank genome assembly